Molecule: messenger RNA, 1122 nt
Organism: Spizellomyces punctatus DAOM BR117
Lineage: Eukaryota; Fungi; Chytridiomycota; Chytridiomycetes; Spizellomycetales; Spizellomycetaceae
Exons: 4
Coding region: 119-1033 (304 amino acids)
Source: RefSeq, a predicted model, not a curated record
CAUCAGAAGACCCGCGUUCCAACAUAAAAUGGGACAUGUUCCAUUGCUUUCUCCUACGUGAAUUCGUCUUGUUCUCACCCACCUCAACUCACCUUCUGCAUCAACGCACUCUCAGAAAAUGUCGAACAUCCUUGUCAUUGGAGCUACUGGUUUCAUUGGUCUCCCAGUAGCGUUGGCAUUGCGGCGCUCUGGCUACCAUGUAUACGGUCUGACAAGGUCAUCCGAAAAGGCGCGCCUGCUGGCCAGGAGUGAGAUACUGCCGGUCAUAGGCGAGGUCAAGGAUCUCUCCAAAAUUGUGCCGCCCAAUAUUGAAGUAAUCAUUGACGUCAGCGCUGCAUAUUACGAUGUUGCGACAAUCUUGGAGGAGGUCAAGACAAUUGGUUCUGGAAGGAAAGCGACUGACCCAAAGUUGAGCUUUAUCUAUACUAGUGGAACUUGGAAUUAUGGUACCAGUUCCGAGUAUUUCAGCGAAUCUACCCCACUUGGUCGUGUCGCUCCGCCCCCCGACAUGAUCGCUUGGCGUCCAGAUUUUGAAAGAAAGAUAUUGGAAAGCCGCGAUAUACUCGACGUUGCUAUUGUCCGUCCAUCGAUGCUGUAUGGCGGGAAUGGUAGCAUCUGGUCCGUAUUCUUUGAUCCAAUUAUCCGCGCCAAGAAGGCGGGCAGUAAUAUUGCCACGGUUCUUGGUGCGGCUGACUUGAAAGUCACCUCGAUCCACAAGGACGAUUUGGCAGAUUUAUAUGUCAAAAUUGUUGAAAAGUUGCCGUUCGUAGCUGCAACAACCUAUCCAGUUAUCAAUGGCAUUGCAACGAAGGAAUCUCUCGGCAACAUUCUGUCGGCCUUUGCCAAAGAAGUUGGGUUCAGCGGGACCUUUGAAUUUAAGCAACCAGAAGAUGUCCUGCAAAAGGCAAUUGUGACCACGUCAAACGCCAGCAACGAUAAAGCGAAGGCUCUUUUGGGAUGGUAUCCAAAGCAAGAAGGGGUCGAGCAAGGGAUGAAAAGUUGGGCGGCUGCGUAUUUAGCUUGGGCAGACUAGGCUUACUAGGACUAUUGUGAUAACUGUCGGGGUUCAUGGGGUAUAUACGUAACAUCCAUCCAUAUACAUGUCUUAACUUUUCUCUCAUA